Molecule: messenger RNA, 4835 nt
Organism: Vicugna pacos (alpaca)
Lineage: Eukaryota; Metazoa; Chordata; Mammalia; Artiodactyla; Camelidae
Source: RefSeq, a predicted model, not a curated record
CUUACCUUUUCAAACUUACUUUUAAUAGGAUCGGAAACUCCAUGGCACAGCUCAGCAACUGCUCCAGGACAGCAAGACAAAAAUAGAAGUGAUACGAAUGCAGAUUCUUCAAGCAGUCCAGACCAAUGAAUUGGCUUUUGAUAAUGCCAAACCUGUCAUAAGUCCUCUUGAACUACGGAUGGAAGAAUUAAGACAUCAUUUUAGGAUAGAGUUUGCAGUAGCAGAAGGUGCAAAGAAUGUAAUGAAAUUACUUGGCUCAGGAAAAGUAACAGACAGAAAAGCACUUUCAGAAGCUCAAGCAAGAUUUAAUGAAUCAAGUCAGAAGUUGGAUCUUCUGAAGUAUUCGCUAGAGCAAAGAUUAAAUGAACUUCCCAAGAACCAUCCCAAAAGCAGUGUUGUCAUUGAGGAGCUGUCACUUGUUACGUCACCAACACUGAGUCCACGCCAAAGUAUGAUAUCUGCACAGAGCCAGUAUAGCACGCUGUCCAAACCAGCAGCCCUGACAGGUACUUUGGAAGUUCGCCUUAUGGGCUGUCAGGAUAUCCUAGAGAAUGUCCCUGGACGGUCAAAGGCAGCAGCGGUUGCACUGCCUGGUUGGAGUCCAAGUGAAACCAGAUCAUCGUUUAUGAGCAGAACGAGUAAAAGUAAAGGCGGAAGUAGUCGAAAUCUCCUGAAAACCGAUGACUUGUCCAAUGAUGUCUGUGCAGUUUUGAAGCUAGAUAAUACUGUGGUUGGUCAAACUAGCUGGAAACCAAUUUCCAAUCAGUCAUGGGACCAGAAGUUUACACUGGAACUAGACAGGUCACGUGAACUGGAAAUUUCAGUUUAUUGGCGUGAUUGGCGAUCUCUGUGUGCUGUAAAGUUUCUGAGGUUAGAAGAUUUUUUAGACAACCAACGGCAUGGCAUGUGUCUCUAUUUGGAACCACAGGGUACUUUAUUUGCAGAGGUUACCUUUUUUAAUCCAGUUAUUGAAAGAAGACCAAAACUCCAAAGACAAAAGAAAAUUUUUUCAAAACAACAAGGCAAAACAUUUCUCAGAGCUCCUCAGAUGAAUAUUAAUAUUGCCACUUGGGGAAGGCUAGUGAGAAGAGCUAUUCCCACAGUAAAUCAUUCUGGCACCUUCAGCCCGCAAGCCCCGGUGCCCGCUGCAGUCCCCGUGGUUGACGUGCGCAGCCCUGAACUAGCGCCUCCAGUUAGUGAUUCUACAGUAACCAAAUUGGACUUUGAUCUGGAACCUGAACCUCCUCCGGCCCCGCCACGUGAUUCUUCCCUUGGAGAAAUAGAUGAAUCUGCUGAAUUAAGAGAUUUGGAUACACCAGGCCAGGUUUCAGAAACUAUUUUUGACACUGAAAAUGGCAGAAAUAGUGUACUUCCAACAUCGCAUUCUGAAUAUGAGCCUGAUAUUCCUCAGUCAGUUCUCGAAUACAGUGGUGAUCGUGAACUUGAGGACAGAAGAUCUCAACAGAUGUUUCAGUUUAAUCUACAAGACUUCAGAUGUUGUGCUGUCUUGGGCAGAGGACAUUUUGGAAAGGUACUUUUGGCUGAAUAUAAACACACAAACGAGAUGUUUGCUAUAAAAGCCUUAAAGAAAGGAGACAUUGUGGCUCGAGAUGAAGUAGACAGCCUGAUGUGUGAAAAAAGAAUUUUUGAAACUGUGAAUAGUGUAAGGCAUCCCUUUUUGGUGAACCUUUUUGCAUGUUUCCAAACCAAAGAGCACGUCUGCUUUGUAAUGGAAUAUGCUGCCGGUGGGGACCUCAUGAUGCACAUUCAUGCUGACGUCUUUUCUGAACCAAGAGCUGUAUUUUAUGCUGCAUGUGUAGUGCUCGGGUUGCAGUAUUUACAUGAACACAAAAUUGUUUAUAGAGAUUUGAAAUUGGAUAACUUAUUGCUAGAUACAGAGGGCUUUGUGAAAAUUGCCGAUUUUGGUCUUUGCAAAGAAGGAAUGGGAUAUGGAGACAGAACAAGCACAUUCUGCGGCACUCCUGAAUUUCUUGCCCCAGAAGUGUUAACAGAAACGUCCUACACGAGGGCUGUCGAUUGGUGGGGCCUUGGUGUGCUUAUAUAUGAAAUGCUCGUUGGGGAGUCUCCCUUUCCUGGUGAUGAUGAAGAGGAAGUGUUUGACAGUAUUGUAAACGAUGAAGUAAGGUACCCAAGGUUCUUAUCUACAGAAGCCAUCUCAAUCAUGAGAAGGUUAUUAAGAAGAAAUCCUGAGCGGCGCCUUGGAGCUGGUGAGAAAGAUGCAGAGGAUGUAAAAAAGCACCCAUUUUUCCGACUAAUUGAUUGGAGUGCUCUGAUGGACAAAAAAGUAAAGCCGCCGUUUGUACCUACCAUUCGAGGCCGGGAAGAUGUCAGUAAUUUUGAUGAUGAAUUUACCUCAGAAGCACCUAUUCUGACUCCCCCUCGAGAACCGAGGAUACUUUCAGAAGAGGAGCAGGAAAUGUUCAGAGAUUUUGACUACAUCGCUGAUUGGUGUUGAGUUCCUAUACACUGUGAAACAAAGGAGACCGACUCGCAAGCAGACCUCUUAAAAAUAGCAGCCCUUCAUUUGCCACCAAUAGCUUCUGAAUCAUUGUAAACAUAUGAAGAUGUGUUUAAAAGUACUGUUCUAACACCUUCUUGAAAAGUGGCUUCUCAGUGUAUUUUCAAUGUAAAUCGAGCACUGGAAACAGUUUCAUGGAAUUUAAGCUGAAUGAACAUUGGCCGUGAAAAUCUCUCACAGAUGAAGACUUUUGAAUCAAUAGUCUUACUUUUUAGAAAGGAGAACAAAGCAAAACACACCCUUCUGCAGCCCCGAGCUCCACCGAGCGCCCGCCCGGAGUGGGGGCGGGGCUGAGGAGCCGUUGCCCUCAGCUGCGUUUCCAGGAAGAGGAAGGAGGGCUGGGGUGCCGUUGCCAUCCACACACAGUGUGAUUUUGUUUGAAUAAGGCAAAUGCUCUUCUUUGUUUAAAGAAAUUACUGUAAUAUCAAAAAAUGUAAUGGUAGUUUGUGCACAUUUUGGGGCCUUUUUUUUUUAAACGAAAUGAAUUGAUGUCUUGUAUUAUAAAUUUUCUAUAUUUAUUAGAAGAAAAAUUUUAUUCCUUACCUUUACCAACCAUGUAACAGAGCCUCAUAGCUUUCCAACAGAGCUGCUUGCCAAACAACUUUUUUGUUUCUUAAACCAACCGUGGUGAAACAAACAGGAACAACUCUACAUCUGCAUUUACUUAAAAUGUUAAGAAUGAGGACUUACGACCAGCCUGUACCAAGACGCUGUUACCUGUAUGCAUUCCCAAAGUCUAGCUACUCAGUACGUUCAGUCCUACCUUCUUCCAGAAUCAGUGAACUGAUUACUCCUUUUUUGAUAUUCAUUGUACAUUUGAUAUCAACCUAGUUCAUCUUCUUGUGUCUACUGUAGAAGAGAACUAUAUCUUUGUUAAAACAUAGGGAUUAUCAUUGUAUACAUGCUGUGAACAUGUAUAUGUGCAAGUUGUAAUGUAUUCUGUGCUGUAGGUUUAUUAUUUAAUUUCACCACUUCAUCACUUUGUACAGUGGCCAAGCAGACACCUCAGACUCCAGCAUGUACAUUAAGUGCAUUUGUACAUUUUAGGCCACUGGAUCCAGAUUUUAUAUUGGCAGUUACUGAGGGCAAAAGCAAUAUAUUAUAACAGAAUGUAUAAAUAUUUUUGAUAAAACAGUCUAUAUUUUAUAAAACUUAUUAUAACACUAAAGCUGUACCUCAAAAGUCUCAAAAAUAAUUUGAUCAAAUACUUUUUACAACUGUUCAGAGGAUCCAUUGUGGCUUUUUUAAUGCUCUUAUAGAAGAGUCUUUUUGCAGGCCAUGACUUUUCUACUUGCCUGGAGUUUGUUUUUAUUUCUGUUUCGUUUUGUUUUAAUUAUUUUCCCUCCUAGCCGAUGACUUUGUUUUUCCUCAGUUCAAUAACACCAUCGUUGAUUCUGUGCUUAUUAGCAUGUUAGGGUCAUCAUACCUCAGGAAUAACAAGUUGUUAACUAGUCAUACUGAGUUAAACAGUUCAGUCACCAUGAUCUCAUGUCUUUAAAAUUGCUCAAGUUUAAAUCCUGUGAAGAAAAUGAAAGCACACUGAUUAUAAGACAGUUGAGCUUAAAGCAUUUAUAAAUUCUUCAGCCUUACCAGGAUGUGUUGGCAUGUUUUUGUUGUACUCUGAGAACAAUUAAAAUUGUUCACAGAUAAUUCCUGUUUCCUUACAAAUUGAUUAUUACCCAUGAUCCUUUGGAGGAAAUCUUACAGAAAGAGGGAGUGCUAUGUUUAAAAUUAUUUUAAAAUGCCAGUUAACUUCCUUGGUAAAGGACAGUAGAGGAUCUUAGCUUAAAUGUCUGCUCUUAAUGUAAACAGUGUUAAUACAACAUUAAAAAAAAACACUAAAUACUUUUGAGGUACAGUCUGCUCACCUUUUCUGGUUCUCAAAUAUGCAUAGAGAGCAAUGUCUAAAAUAGACUUUUUAGCAUUAAAAACUGUCAUAGCAUUUUGUAACUACACAGUGUACAGAAUUUUUUUUUAAUUGAAGUCAAUCACUAAAAAUAAUUAGAGGGCAGGGUAUAUUCACACAAUUAAGCUGAAGAAAGCACUAAUUUUUUCUGUAGUUUUUAAAAUAUAUAUAUUUUAGGUUAAAAAUUUUUAAACUCCAUAGAGUGUAAAUAUAUUUUGCUAUUACUGUAUGUGUAAGUGACUGCUCAAGCACUUUGUAAGGAAAUUAGGAUAUUUUAGAAUGGUACACUAUGCAUUCAAAUGAAAUGUGCCUUUAUGUCAUUUUAAGAAAAAGUGUUUUGCAGUCAUAAAUUACCACAAAUGCACAAAUUAAAGUUUAAAUAGAUUGUAA